AUGGAAAUUCAGAAUAAUGUCACUGAAUUUGUUUUCUUGGGACUUUUGAUGAACCCAGAGAUGAAGAUAUUCAGUUGCAUGCUGUUUAUGCUCUGUUAUUUUGCAAUAUUUUUAGGGAACUUAAUAAUUUUUAUUACUAUUACAUGUAGUCAUCUGAUCCAGCAACCCAUGUACUAUUUCCUAUGCCACUUAUCCCUCAUGGAUCUGGCCUAUACAUCUACCAUAAUUCCUAGACUUGUAAGAGACUUAGCUGCCCAGAGGAAAAACAUCUCAUUCAGUAGCUGUAUGACUCAACUCUUUACUGGUCACUUUCUGGCUGGGGUGGAGAUGUUCAUCCUGGUCUCCAUGGCUUUUGAUCGAUAUGUUGCCAUCUGUAAGCCUUUGCAUUACAUGGUCAUUGUCACUCGUCAGAGAUGUAACCUGCUAAUCCUGUUUGCCUGGGGGGUAGCUUUCUGGCAUUCUGUUGCCCAAAUGCUCAUGGUGCUUAAGUUGCCUUUCUGCGGUCCUAAUCAGAUAGACCACUACAUAUGUGAUGUGAAACCUCUCCUGAAACUAGCUUGUGCCGAUACAUAUAUUGCUAGUAUCUUAGUCAUCGCUAAUUCUGGAAUGGUUGCCUUGGCUACCUUUCUGGUCUUGUUGGCAUCUUAUAUUGUCAUAUUAUAUAACCUUAGAAAACGUUCAUCAGAAGUUCGGCACAAAGCUCUCUCCACCUGUGGCUCACACAUCAUGGUUGUGGUGCUGUUUUUUGCACCCUGCAUUGCCAUCUAUGUUCCACCUCCCAGUGUCAGCAUCAACGAUAAGGAGAUAACAAUGUUUUAUGCUGUAAUUACACCCCUGCUCAACCCUCUCAUCUACACACUGAGAAAUAUGGAGAUGAAGAAUGCCAUGCGCAAGGUGUGGAAUAGAUUAUCAAAUUUUGGCAUAAUGUAG
Gracilinanus agilis (Agile Gracile Mouse Opossum) is the source of this 930-nucleotide messenger RNA. RefSeq names its product olfactory receptor 4P4-like. The record is from RefSeq and is a predicted model, not a curated record. Gene Ontology annotation, molecular function: G protein-coupled receptor activity; olfactory receptor activity. Gene Ontology annotation, cellular component: membrane. Bases 1 to 930 code for a protein of 309 amino acids. Gene Ontology annotation, biological process: G protein-coupled receptor signaling pathway. The transcript is spliced from 2 exons. NCBI's taxonomy places the organism in Eukaryota, Metazoa, Chordata, Mammalia, Didelphimorphia, Didelphidae.